AUGCAUCCUUUAAAACAGGUUCAAGAUUCAGGCAUCUUUUUUGACAAUCUUUUCCCUAGCAACCACGGUAUUAAUCAUAAUAAUAAUACUCGUAACGAUGCUUCAUCGUCACAAGAUGGCUCUCAGAAUGGUGACGAGAGUAAUAGCAUUAAAAAGAGAAACAGAAUUUCUUUUGUCUGUAAAGCCUGUAGAAGGUCCAAGACUAAGUGCGAUAGAGAAAAGCCAAAAUGUGGCAGGUGUGUACAACAUGGUAUUGCCUGUGUCUACGAUGUGGAGAAACAAGCAGCACCAAGAAAUCCAAGUAAGGAUGCUACCAUCGCAAGAUUGGAGAGAGAUGUCGAAUAUUGGAGACAGAAGGCGGUGAAAUUAAUGCAAGACGAAGAAGAAAUGACAAAACGAAGUGAACGAAAUAUUGAUGGACGAGAUGAUGCAUCACCAAGGACACUGAAAAGAACUGUUUCUCAUAGUGGUGUUAGUAUUGGUAAUAGCGAUUUGCAUGAAACUCCCAUUUUAAAGGCAAGCCGACCUACUACUUCGACGACAUCAUCGAGAUCUUCUAAUUCAGUACCACUGUCAUCAUUUUCAUCACCAUUGCAUUCAUCCUCAGAUCACGUAAGGAUAAACCUCUAUAGAUCUCACCCAAGCAUGAUAAUGAACAGUGCAUCGAAACGCGAAGUUAAACCUUUAUCGGAAAACUACGUGAUUACUCAAGAUAUAUUCCUAUCAGGCCUAUUGACCUCUGCAUUCUUGGAUCGUUCGAAGAAUACGAUGUUACCUGCAUUGAGCGCUAACCUGUCGGUAUCUAAAGCUAAACCUUCAGUUGUGAAAAACAUCAUCAAGUUAAAAGACUUAUUGGCAAACCAAUGCCAUACACCAAUACAAUUGAAAAGGUUAAAUGACUUUACAGAUCGUAUAUUGAACGAAGUUAAUCCACAGAAAGUCUUACCUAUGAGUAAAAUGGGGAUAAUGUUACAAAAUUCCUUCGAAACCCACUAUUUAGAGGAUUUUUGCCCACCAGGGGGGGAAUAUUCAGGUACUUUAAACAGUUUUAUUGCUGAAUUAGAGGAAUUACUUCCGCCAUAUGUCAUAAUUCAAAGGUACAAAUCUCAUUUCUAUCGAAGUGUUUUCCCGAUCCUUCCCUUCCUGGAUGAGAAGAGUUUUGAAGAUUCUUUGCAAUCGACACUUUUCCCCCACGAGUUGGAUCCUGAUAAAUUGGUUCUUCGUUUGGGUAACGUUGGAUUGAGAGGUAAGAUGGAAAAUCUUUGCAUAUUACUAUUGGUUCUAAAACUAUCCUGUGUCUCUUUGCAAAUAACGGAUGAGGCUUCUCAAUCAUUAAAUCUACAACAAAGGGAAAAUUUAGAAAAAUACCCAAUCAGUAAUCAGUCUGUGAUUUUCGUUCAGAAAGUGUUGGCGGCUGAGAAGUUUUUUAGCCGCGCAAAUGAAAAUAUUAUUACUUGCCUUCUUUACAUCUGGGCCUUCUUUGUUUAUUCGCCAGAAGAAAGUGAUUUCUUUUUAGAGCAUCCAACAGAUCUUGUAAAUGGGCUAAUACUGACUCUGGCAAUGUCUAUUGGAUUGCAUCGUGAUCCUUCAGACUUCCCCCAACUUCGCGAUAGCCUUUGGAAUGGACCUUCAAUUAUGAAUCACAGACGUAUGCUUUGGGUCUCCACCGUUACAUCCAUAUGCUUAGAGACUAGUUUGAAAGGUAGAAAUCCAGUUUCUUCUAUUGAUUUAACACGUCUUUUCAUCGAUGUUAGAAAUCCCAACGCUUUACAAUUGUACAUGGAAAGGGUGCAGAACGAUAUUUCUUCACCUGUCGAUCCAUUAAUUUUAAGGCAUCAUGAAUUUGCAUUCAAGAGACUUUUGCUGGCUGUUUCAAUUCUCGACUUGGAUAAAUUAACGUUGACUUAUGGUACUUUUUCCCUGAGUGCUAUAGAGGAAGCAAGGGACAAGAUUGUUCGGCUUUUGGAUGAACAUUUCCCCAUGCCAAAUUUUGAUGGUUAUGCACCACAAGUUAAAAGAGAUUUUGAUACUUUUAUUUCAAACGGUUCAUUGCCCAUGCGAAUUAUUGGUUUUUUGAUGAUCCUUCGUUUGUCUUUGGCUCUCUUCUUACAUUUCGAAUCGAUGUUGCCACAGAAUCCAGAAUUGUUUCCCCAAUAUCGGAGGUAUUUCACCCUAGUAUGUCUAGAUAUGCUCACUUUAAUAAGUCAUCCAAGGAUUUUCUUUGUGAACUCCCACAGGUUUAAAUCACUGCCGAUGGGUAGCUAUAAUGCAACGAAAUACAUUCAACUGGGACUUUCGACUUCGUUUUUUGCAGUGUUGGUAAUACUUAUAAGAAUCGAUUUAGCCAGCAAUAUAUUUUUGGAGCAGUACCAAGAGGAUAUGUCCAAUGCCAAUAGUGAAUCGAUGAAGAUGAACAAUGAAAAAUUAGGAAUUAUAAGCUUGUUCAAAAAAUUGCUGGAAGACACUCUGGAAAAUAUUCACAGGACUGCCUCUAAUCAUCUAAGGUUUACUUAUUUUUCGGUUUUCAAAAUGUUAAUACUAUACGAUAUCAUUGUAAUAAGGAUGAAGAAAGGCGAACUUUGGAGUGGUGUAUUAAAAUUACAAGCCUUAGGUGAUUUCAAUACAGCUUUUCUAAGGCUCUUGAACUUGAAAUUUAGCGUCGAUCCCGAUGGUGAACAAAAUAUGGUGGAGAAACUGAAACAAAGGAAUUAUGUACAGAAAUUUUCUACAGCUGAAUUAAACUCAGUUUAUCAAAAGGUUAAAGCAAAAAACGAUGAAAUUCCACCAGUGUGUACACCAAGAGAUCAUGGACAAAGUUUAUCCCAGACGCAUUUAACAACAAUUUCCAAAAUGUACGAAGGAAACAGUGAUAUGGGACCACCUGAAAAGAUGUCACCAGUGGCAUCAAUGGGUCAGAAUUUGAAUUUUGGAGAUGUUCAAGGUUUAACUUCGAGAAUUAAAUUGGAAGAACAAGAAAAUAUAUCUCGAAGAAUGUCUGGUUUAUCGUCAAAUGAAGAGCGUCAUGCUGCAGCCACAGGUGAAUAUCCUGGUCUCUUUGGUGGACUUAAUUUAUUCGAUUACGACUUUCUCUUUGCUAACAAUCUUUAA
Molecule: messenger RNA, 3108 nt
Organism: Zygosaccharomyces rouxii
Lineage: Eukaryota; Fungi; Ascomycota; Saccharomycetes; Saccharomycetales; Saccharomycetaceae
Gene: OAF1
Product: oleate-activated transcription factor OAF1
Exons: 1
Coding region: 1-3108 (1035 amino acids)
Biological process (GO): positive regulation of transcription by RNA polymerase II
Cellular component (GO): nucleus
Molecular function (GO): DNA-binding transcription factor activity, RNA polymerase II-specific; zinc ion binding
Source: RefSeq, a predicted model, not a curated record